Messenger RNA from Perca flavescens (yellow perch), 1773 nucleotides. It is a transcript of the gene gabrb1, whose product is annotated as gamma-aminobutyric acid type A receptor subunit beta1. Gene Ontology annotation, molecular function: GABA-A receptor activity; extracellular ligand-gated monoatomic ion channel activity. Gene Ontology annotation, biological process: monoatomic ion transmembrane transport. Gene Ontology annotation, cellular component: membrane. The transcript has 10 exons. Bases 248 to 1684 code for a protein of 478 amino acids. The record is from RefSeq and is a predicted model, not a curated record. NCBI's taxonomy places the organism in Eukaryota, Metazoa, Chordata, Actinopteri, Perciformes, Percidae.
UGUGUGGACUAGCCAGACCCCCCUCCGCUAGCAGGAACAAGACACCUACGUUGUCUUAUGGUUUGGAGGACUUGUUGGCUGGAUGUAAACAUGGCGUUUUGGUCCAUUUUUGCCUCACCUUGCCGGCUGACGCUUGAAUGUUGAUACAGCCACGCGCAUGCGUCCCUCUCGGAAUAAUUUGUGCAGCCUAAGUUUGCAUCCCUGAGAUCUUGUGGUCAAAAGUCGUCGGCGGGAUCCGAGUUCAGUGAUGUGGACUACUCUGGACCGCGGAUACUGGGGAGUCUCGUGCUUGUCCUUGCUGGCGAGUGUGGUCUGCGGGGCGCAAAGCGCUAACGAGCCUAGCAACAUGUCCUAUGUGAAAGCCACCGUGGACAAGCUGCUGAAGGGCUAUGACAUCCGUCUGCGGCCUGAUUUUGGAGGCGCCCCUGUGGAUGUAGGCAUGAGCAUAGACAUCGCCAGCAUUGACAUGGUGUCUGAAGUCAACAUGGACUACACCAUCACCAUGUACUUCCAGCAGUCCUGGAGAGACAAGCGCCUCUCCUACACAGGCAUUCCUCUCAAUCUCACCCUGGACAACCGGGUGGCAGACUCGCUGUGGGUCCCCGACACCUACUUCAUUAAUGACAAGAAGUCCUUCGUACAUGGGGUGACGGUGAAGAACCGGAUGAUCAGACUGCAUCCUGAUGGAACUGUGCUCUACGGUCUCAGGAUCACCACGACAGCUGCCUGCAUGAUGGACCUGCGCAGAUACCCACUGGAUGAGCAGAACUGCACCUUGGAGAUUGAGAGCUAUGGAUACACCACUGACGACAUUGAAUUCUACUGGCAGGGAGGAAGCAACGCAGGCUCAGUUACUGGGGUGGAGAACAUCGAACUGCCCCAGUUCGACAUCAUAGACUACCAAACGCUCUCCAAGAAAGCUGUGUUUGCCACAGGCUCAUAUCCACGUCUGUCCCUGAGCUUUAAAUUGAAGAGGAACAUUGGCUAUUUCAUCCUGCAAACCUACAUGCCCUCCACCCUGAUCACCAUCCUGUCCUGGGUCUCCUUCUGGAUCAACUAUGAUGCCUCGGCUGCCAGAGUAGCCCUAGGUAUAACUACGGUGCUGACCAUGACCACCAUCAAUACCCACCUUAGGGAGACUCUACCCAAGAUCCCCUACGUCAAGGCCAUUGACAUUUACCUUAUGGGUUGCUUUGUCUUUGUCUUUCUGGCCUUGCUGGAGUACGCCUUUGUCAACUACAUCUUCUUCGGUCGAGGUCCUCACCUGCAGAAGAAGGUGGCAGAAAAGGCUGCCAAGUCCAACAACGAGAAUAAGAGCAGACUGGAGAGCAACAAAGUGCAGGUUGAUGCCCAUGGCAACAUCCUCCUGACCAACCUAACCAGCGAGAUGAGCGGAGCAGACAUGAUGGGCGUUCUCAACGACCCUCGGGCCACCAUGUUCUCUUACGACAGCGCCAGCAUACAGUACCGCAAGCCCAUGGCCAGCCGAGACCUGUACGGACGACCGGCCAUCGACCGGCCAAUGGGCCACAAGAAGGGUCGCUUGCGGAGGAGGGCCUCGCAGCUCAAAGUCAAGAUCCCCGACCUCACAGAUGUCAACGCCAUAGACAAGUGGUCCCGUGUCAUCUUCCCAAUUGCAUUCACCUUCUUCAACUUGGUCUACUGGCUUUACUAUGUCAAUUAGGGUGGCAGCGGCAGCGAGCCUGUGCAGAAGCACCAAUGAUAGUGGUUUGAUAGAAAAUCUACCUAGGUCUUGUACAGCAAUGAAAAUGA